GAGUGUGGCUAAAUCAUCAUGUCCAGACGUAGAGUAGUCCAGCCAUUUUGUUCAGCCCUGCCAUUCAAUAGUCAAAUCAGACUGAGGCAAAGUUGAACAGAGAGACAGACAAGCUUUGAACAGAGACGGACAAGCUUUGAACAGAAACGGACAAGCUUUGAACAGAGAGACGGACAAGCUUUGAACAGAGAGACGGACAAGCUUUGAACAGAGAGACGGACAAGCUUUGAACAGAGAGACAGACAAGCUUUGAACAGAGAGACAGACAAGCUUUGAACAGAGAGACAGACAAGCUUUGAACAGAGAGACAGACAAGCUUUGAACAGAGACGGACAAGCUUUGAACAGAGAGACGGACAAGCUUUGAACAGAGAGACAGACAAGCUUUGAACAGAGAGACAGACAAGCUUUGAACAGAGAGACGGACAAGCUUUGAACAGAGAGACAGACAAGCUUUGAAUAGAGAGACGGACAAGCUUUGAACAGAGAGACAGACAAGCUUUGAACAGAGAGACGGACAAGCUUUGAACAGAGAGACAGACAAGCUUUGAACAGAGAGACAGACAAGCUUUGAACAGAGAGACGGACAAGCUUUGAACAGAGAGACAGACAAGCUUUGAACAGAGAGACGGACAAGCUUUGAACAGAGAGACAGACAAGCUUUGAACAGAGAGACGGACAAGCUUUGAACAGAGAGACGGACAAGCUUUGAACAGAGAGACAGACAAGCUUUGAACAGAGAGACAGACAAGCUUUGAACAGAGAGACAGACAAGCUAAAAGGAAUUGAGCAUCAAUCAGCCUAGUGAUCUGAAACAACUCUUCAAGUCCAAAGGCAGAAGCUCAUCCACAAAAGCCGGGUGAAAGUUCAACGGUGAAAGAAGGGGAUCCCACUUCGAUCUCACCAUGGACUGGAAGACGUUCGAGGCGCUGCUUAGCGGGGUCAAUAAAUACUCUACCGCGUUUGGACGUAUCUGGCUCGCGGUAGUCUUCGUGUUUCGCGUCAUGGUCUUCGUCGUGGCCGCAGAACGCGUCUUUAGUGAGGACCAGAAAGACUUUGACUGCAACACCCGCCAACCCGGCUGCGCCAACGUCUGUUACGACCACUUCUUCCCUGUCUCCCACACCCGGCUCUGGGCACUCCAGCUCAUCUUCGUCACCUGUCCCACCUUCAUGGUGGUGAUGCACGUGGCGUACCGUGAGGAACGCGAACGCAAGUACCGCAUCGCACACGGUGAAAACGCCCGUCUCUACGACAACACAGGACAGAAGCACGGAGGACUCUGGUGGACGUAUCUCCUCAGCCUCUUCUUCAAGACGGCCAUCGAGGUGGCGUUCCUCUACCUCCUCCAUCUCAUCUACAACAACUUUGACCUGCCGAGACGCGUCAUAUGCGACCUCUGGCCUUGUCCUAACCAGGUGGAUUGCUACAUCGGCCGGCCCACAGAGAAGAGGGUGUUUACCUACUUCAUGGUCGGGGCGUCGGCUGUGUGUAUAGUGCUCAACGUGUGUGAGAUCUUUUACCUGAUAGCCAUCCGGUUGCUGAGGAUCAGUCAUCGGGGAAGCCUCCAUACCUCCCCCAACAUUAGGUGCUCUGAGCUGGACUGUGAUGGGUGUCAGACAGCAGAGUACCAGGAGUGCAACGAGGCCAACUUAGCCAUGGAGAAGAAAAGUACAUCUAUAUUUUGAGUCAUGACAUAAAAACUCUUUACAAUUGAACUUUUAUUAGAUGACAAAUCUUUAUUGACUAAAUGUUGUUAACCAAAACCUGAGUUUUAUCAAUACAUUUAUUUUAGUCAAAUGUCAUUUUUAUGGCCAACCACCUCCUCAUCCUCCCUUACGGACACACCUCUGUGAGGGUGAAAGACUGACGAAGGUUAAGAGUUCUUGAAAGUGAUUUGACAGGUCAGACGUUGCUCAGACGUUGCUCAGACGUUACUCAGACGUUGCUCAGACGUUGCUCAGACGUUACUCAGACGUUGCUCAGACGUUGCUCAGACGUUACUCAGACGUUGCUCAGACGUUGCUCAGACGUUACUCAGACGUUACUCAGACGUUGCUCAGACGUUACUCAGACGUUGCUCAGAUGUUACUCAGACGUUGCUCAGACGUUGCUGACGAAUACCAGAGUUUACAACACAAAUGUCGGUAUUUUACAUAUCAGCUAACCGCAUUUUAUGAUAAUCUGGUGCCCGACUGCACAGUCGAUGUUGUCGCAUCCAAUCAUUGGUUGAUGCAUGUAACGUCUCAGCAAGGAAACGCAACUCCCCCCUGCUCAUCUGAUCUGGCCCCCUGCUCAUCUGAUCUGGCCCCCCGCUCAUCUGAUCUGGCCCCCUGCUCAUCUGAUCUGGCCCCCUGCUCAUCUUAUCUGGCCCCCCUGCUCAUCUGAUCUGGCCCCCUGCUCAUCUGAUCUGUAGGGUAGUGUAGGGUGGUGUAUGGUGGUGUAGGGUGGUGUAUGGUGGUUAGCUAGAGUCUAGACUACCUGUGUUCAGUGCUUCAUUUGUGAAUCGUAUUCCAUAUCAUCAUCAUUAUAAUAUAGUAUUCCAUAUCAUCAUCAUCAUUAUAAUAUAGUAUUCCAUAUCAUAUCAUUAUAAUAAAGUAUUCCAUAUCAUAUCAUUAUAAUAAAGUAUUCCAUAUCAUCAUCAUCAUUAUAAUAUAGUAU
Messenger RNA from Oncorhynchus nerka (sockeye salmon), 2660 nucleotides. RefSeq names its product gap junction beta-3 protein-like. The coding region runs from base 905 to 1687 and encodes 260 amino acids. Lineage: Eukaryota; Metazoa; Chordata; Actinopteri; Salmoniformes; Salmonidae. Gene Ontology annotation, biological process: cell-cell signaling. The transcript is spliced from 2 exons. The record is from RefSeq and is a predicted model, not a curated record. Gene Ontology annotation, molecular function: gap junction channel activity. Gene Ontology annotation, cellular component: connexin complex.